GAGGAGGAACCUCUGAGAGCUCUGCUGGGCCAGGGAAAGAUAGGACCCCGAAGGGAGCUCAAGGCAGACCCCAGUCAUGGCCAGACUCCUCAACUCAAUGCUUGACUCCCCAGUAGGGGAAACGAUCGCUCGUCCGAUGGAUGCCUCAGAGGCAGGUGGGGCUGAAGGGGAUCCAAGAGAAGAGGGAGGUCGUGCCCCGGUGCCAAGCACCCGACGGCGGAAGCGUACAACAUUUAGCCGUGGGCAGCUGCUAGAGCUAGAGAGGGUGUUUGCAGCCCGGCCUUACCCAGACAUUGGGACCAGAGAGCGCUUGGCACGGCUCACCCGGCUUCCUGAGGCCAAAAUCCAGGUUUGGUUUCAGAACCGUCGGGCCCGGAGAAUUAAGGGCAGGAAGCCAGAAGGGCUGAGCUCCUGGACUGAGGAUCCCCCGGGAACUCUCCCUCCGGCCAAUAACCCUCUGCAUUCCCAGGACCCUGAGAGCCGGGGACACUCCUCACCACAUGACAGGGACCCCAGCUCGGGUCGGCUGACCUUCGGUCCGGCUCUUGGCCUGGCCCCAGGGCACAGUGGUGUGAGGGUCAAGGUAUUGGGCCCUGGGGGGGCAGGCCCACCUGGGGGGGUGUCCAAGCCUCCAGGGCCACUCCCCCGAUGGGAACGCGGUGCCACCCAGACCUCUCUGGGCAGCCUCUCUGACCUUAUCUAUAAUGCAGCCACUGUCACUAACUUGGAUGAUGCCUAAUGUGGAACCCGGGCAUCUUUCCUCUUCUCUCGUGCUAGGAUGAACUCUUUUUUCCUUGACCCUGUGGAAACCCUCCACAUCAUCGGUAGCCAGUUCCCUGCUCAGCCCCCUUCCCUAUAUAAGACUUAAGUGAGGGGGAAGUCUGGCUUAGGUUUCUUUCCUCCUUUCCCUAUCACCCCCAAGACCCAGUAAGGAGAGCUGGGCUGAGUAUACAUGGGGGAAGUUCAGGGGCAGGGAAUCAGCUAAAGAUGCAGGCAUAGAUGGGUCUUAAGGAUGGCACAUUCUUUUGUGAACGGGCCAGGCCUCUCCCCAGGAGGCCAGCCUUCUCCAUGCAUUGUCCACCACCUGGGAGCACAGACCUCAGUGACACCAUGCUCCAUCACAAUCACCCAGGGAUCUAGUACAACCCCAUACAUCCAAGGAACCCUGCUAUCACAUACAACAGGCCCUGAUGGAGACCACAUACCUAUGGCCCCCUGCGGCAGGACAACUGUGGGUGAGAGAUUCCUUUGGGAAGGAUUGGGUGAUCGGGUGGUCAUUGUGGAUGACACAUCCAUUCCCGAGCUCCUCAACUCUCCAGCUGAGCCUUCUGCCCCCAUUCACUGAAGGCAGAUGUCCAUUUCUCUCUCACCCCCUCCCCGACAUCACUUAAUUAAAAUCCAAAUGUAAGCAGAGAGAGCUGGGCAAUUAGAAUGCUCUUCCCAUCUCUCCACUUUCUGGCUGGUGGUGACAACAGCUGGCCCAGGGAUACUGUGGUCCAGUUCACAGAGGGUUAACCUCCCCCUCCUUCAUCCCCAACCCUCUCCCCCUCACUGCACAAAUUAAUCUGGACCAUGGCACCUCUGUGACCAGAGGGAGAAAUAUCAUUUUUUUCUGCAGAGGGAAUAUUAUUAAAGUAAUAAAGAGAAAUCCAGGGCCCUGAGCUUAUCUGGAUUUGAAUUAGAAGUGCUCUGACCCAAGGCUCCCAGGCCCACCUGACACCAGCCAGAGGAGCCUGCACAUGAAGGGGUAUGGGAAGGGGAGGGUGGUGUGCAUCAGACCAUCCAUCAUCUGUAAUACCAACUA
This is a messenger RNA of Dromiciops gliroides (monito del monte), 1804 nucleotides long. It is a transcript of the gene SEBOX, whose product is annotated as SEBOX homeobox. Gene Ontology annotation, molecular function: DNA binding. Bases 77 to 739 code for a protein of 220 amino acids. The record is from RefSeq and is a predicted model, not a curated record. The transcript has 3 exons. Lineage: Eukaryota; Metazoa; Chordata; Mammalia; Microbiotheria; Microbiotheriidae.